This is a messenger RNA of Dinoponera quadriceps, 1947 nucleotides long. RefSeq names its product homeobox protein SAX-1-like. Gene Ontology annotation, cellular component: nucleus. Gene Ontology annotation, molecular function: RNA polymerase II cis-regulatory region sequence-specific DNA binding; DNA-binding transcription factor activity, RNA polymerase II-specific. The transcript has 2 exons. The coding region runs from base 1 to 1104 and encodes 367 amino acids. NCBI's taxonomy places the organism in Eukaryota, Metazoa, Arthropoda, Insecta, Hymenoptera, Formicidae. The record is from RefSeq and is a predicted model, not a curated record. Gene Ontology annotation, biological process: cell differentiation; regulation of transcription by RNA polymerase II.
AUGACGGUGUGCACCUCCGGUAGCGCGGUGGCGCGCACCACCGGCACGUCGACCGCCGGCAGCAUCACCACCACCGCCAGCGCGGUCCAGCAGACGAACAACAAGCGGUGCCUGGCGUUCUCCGUCGAGAACAUCCUCGACCCGAACAAGUUCACCGGCGGCCGCGUCCUGCACAGCCGCGUGCAGCAUCGUCGACACCGGCGCGCCGGCAGCGUGCAGGAAGACGGUGACUCGCGGGGCGAGUUCGCCUGCGGCAGCGGCCAAGAGGAUGAGGAAGGUACACCGGACACCGUCAUGGAGGAGAUGGAGGAGGACCCCGAGGAGGAGGAGGAGGACGAGGAGAUCGAGAUGCGAGUGGUGGAUCAGGACUCGACCGGCCGGGAGAGCGCGAACGGCGGCGGCGCCGGCGGCAACGGCACCACGAGCAAGAAACGGCAAUCCUCGUCGUCCUCCACGUCGUCGAGCGGCGUCCAGGUGGCCAGCUGUCAAGGUCAAAGUCAAAACGGGCAGAACGGCACGAGCGGCGGGGGUGGCAGCGGUGGCGGCGGCAACGGCAGCGGCAAGCCCAGGAGGGCGCGCACCGCGUUCACGUACGAGCAGCUGGUCAGCCUGGAGAACAAGUUCAAAACCACGAGAUACCUGUCGGUGUGCGAGCGGCUGAACCUGGCGAUCGAGCUGCGGCUCACCGAGACCCAGGUGAAGAUCUGGUUCCAGAACCGGCGCACCAAGUGGAAGAAGCAGAACCCGGGGCUGGAUGUGAACAGCCCGACGGUGCCGACGACGCCGCCGCACCCGUCGCCGUACGCGCCCGCCUUCCUCUUCGCCGCCCACCCGCACCAGCAUGCGCUGCCGCACUCGCACGCGCACCCGCACCCCCACGCCCACGUGCACCACCCGCCGCCGGUACCGCCGCCGCCGCCGCCCGGGUACUACCAUCCGGCGGCGCCACCUUACCCGCCGACCGGGCCGACCUUCUUCGGCCAUCAUCUGUCGGCGAGCCCGGCGACCGCGUCGGCGGGCCCGCCGCCGACCUCGACGCCUUCCUCCACCGGCCUCGCCGGUCUCUCGUCGCACCUGCACCCGCACACGCACCCGCACGCGUAGCGAUCUCGGCGAUGAUGCGUCUGCAGCGUCGUCAGCGUCUUCGCCUUCGUAGUCUUCGGCAAGGAAACGGUGAGCUCGUGCGAGCACUUCCGGCCGUGGGAAGAAAAGUAUCGGGGGGAGGGGAAGGGUGCGUUCGUCCUGCGGACUUUUUCGUCUCUCCCGACGCGAAUCGUCGGAAGGAAGUCCGCGUCGGAAACGAGACGAAUCGACCGUUCCGACGCGGUAAACAUCGCGCGUGAAAACGAUCCGAUCGUCUCUCUCGUUCUUUCUCUCUGAAUGUUUCUUCGUACGGCGAUAACAUUUGUAAUUGAUGACGUGCGUUAUUAACUAAUUAAUUGGAAUUCGCGAACUUGAGUUGUUUUCAAGCUGCGGGUAACACGAUAUCUUGACGCUGUUGUAACAAUCUGCUAUAAUUUCUUCUCAAAGUUCAACGAUAGCGACAAACGGAGAGAGAGAGAGAGAGAGAGAGAGGGAAAGAAAAAGAGAGAGAACCCGAGUCGAAAUUUUUAUCCUACUUUUGACUUGAAAAUUCCAUUUGACGCUUGCUUUGAUACUCUAAAGCCUGUAUGAGCCUCGUCUGAUUCUAUUUAACUUUUCCAGCUGAAAUUGUAGCUCUAUUUCCGACCUCAACAUUCCAUGUAAAGCCAAGUUAGACACUUUAAAGUCUAUAGCGACCUCUUUUGAUUUCUAUUUAACCUGCAGCUUCUAUUUAAAGUCUGUAAAUUCUACUUGGAUCGUUCGUUGCUCCUACUGUGAUAUUUCUCAAUUCUUCUCCAUUUUUUUGUAAUAUAAGUAAACCAAAUAUAAGUAAAUCAAAACUCUUCUUUUUCAAACUAUUUCUGA